UUUCACCUGUUAGACGCCACUCUCGCCCUCUCUUUCUCUUUCUCUUUCGACGCGACCUGUUUGCACAAAUCCCUUGGCACAAAUGAUGAAAGGGCGUCAUCAAUUUCGCCGUCGCUUCAGUCUACAGCCCUCGGCGCACUUGAAGGAAGGACAAGAGGAUGGGCCGACGAAGAAUGUGAGAAAUGACAGACUAUCGGAGGCGGACAGCGGCGGCGGUGGAAAGUCGUCCGAGAGUUCGAUCCGGCAUAAAAUCGUGGUGAUGGGCGCGGCGAAAGUCGGCAAGUCGGCGAUAAUUAACCAGUUCCUUUAUAGCACCUUCACGCCGAAGUACAAGCGGACCGUCGAGGAGAUGCAUCACGGGGAUUUCAACGUUUCCGGGAUUCAUCUGACUCUCGACAUUCUCGACACGUCCGGCUCGUACGAAUUCCCGGCGAUGAGAGAUCUCUCGAUCAAGUCGGCCGACGCCUUCGUUCUGGUUUACGACGUGAACGACUCUAAUACGUUUCUCGAGGUCAGGACACUAAGGACUCAGAUACUCAGUACGAAGGGAGCCGUCCCGAUUGUGGUCGUUGGAAACAAGAUCGACCUCGUAGAGACGGAACAAGAGGUGGAGACCGAGAGCACGAGGGAGCUUGUAACCAUGAAGUGGGAGAACGGCUUUGUGGAAGUAUCCGCGAAGGAAAACCUAAACAUUUCUCAAGUAUUUAAGGAGCUUCUCAUCCAAGCCAAGCUGAAGUACAAUCUGAGUCCGGCGCUGCAACGUCGCCGUCGGCAAUCCCUGCCGCCUCCUCAGCAUUUGAACUCGCGCAGCAGCAGCAGCACCCACGUGCCGUCCCCAGCUCAGUUGCAACAUCUGCAACAGAUCCGCGAGCGUUCCGACUCGAAAAGAAAUUCUUGCAUCCUGUCGUAAGGCGAGAACUCCUCCCUCCCGGCGUUGCCCCGCGAGAAAUCUUCCCUGAUAAUUCCACCGAUACCGGCCGAUGCGUCCAGUCCCGCAAAAUUAUCCAAUUGUUACAUACAGCAGGCGAUUGAUUGAGAUCCGAAUUCAUUUGCUACGGACUACGGAUAUGAUAUAGACUAUGAAUAUCGAUUAAUGAUAAACGAAUGAUAAUCGCGGAAGUUGGACGGAAAUCCUCGUGUGAAUCCGCGAAAAAUGUUGCGACAAUUCGGUAUUCGUCCAUAAAGUAUGAAUUAUAAAAUUAUAAUCUAAUAAGCGAGACCACGAGAAUAUACAGUAUUUCAGAAAGGUUUCACUCUCUCUCUCUUUCUCUCUUUGGUGUCAUCGCUUUCAUGUAUCAA
Messenger RNA from Pogonomyrmex barbatus (red harvester ant), 1299 nucleotides. Its product is annotated as ras-related protein Rap-2a. Gene Ontology annotation, molecular function: GTPase activity; GTP binding. Lineage: Eukaryota; Metazoa; Arthropoda; Insecta; Hymenoptera; Formicidae. The record is from RefSeq and is a predicted model, not a curated record.